AGGCGGGACGAAUUCUUGGGGGAAACCCACGAGGGGACGCGGCGGAGGAGGGUCGCUGUCCACCCGGGGGCGUGGGAGUGAGGUACCGAAUUCAGCCCAUUUGGCCCCGACGUCUCUGUUCUCGGAAUCCGGGUGCUGCGGGUUGAGGUCUUGGUUCCUAAUGGACUGCAAGAUGGAGGAAGGCGGGAACCUAGGAGGCCUGAUUAAGAUGGUCCAUCUACUGGUCUUGUCAGGUGCCUGGGGCAUGCAAAUGUGGGUGACCUUCGUCUCAGGCUUCCUGCUUUUCCGAGGCCUUCCCCGACAUACCUUCGGACUAGUGCAGAGCAAACUCUUCCCCUUCUACUUCCACAUCUCCAUGGGCUGUGCUUUCAUCAACCUCUGCAUCUUGGCUUCACAGCAUGCCUGGGCUCAGCUCACAUUCUGGGAGGCCAGCCAGCUCUACCUGCUGUUCCUGAGCCUCAUGCUGGCCACUGUCAACGCCCGCUGGCUGGAGCCCCGCACCACAGCUGCCAUGUGGGCCCUGCAAACUGUGGAGAAGGAGCGAGGCCUGGGUGGGGAGGUACCAGGCAGCCACCAGGGUCCCGAUCCCUACCGCCAGCUGCGAGAGAAGGACCCCAAAUACAGUGCUCUCCGCCAGAAUUUCUUCCGCUACCAUGGGCUGUCCUCUCUUUGCAAUCUGGGCUGCGUCCUGAGCAAUGGGCUCUGUCUCGCCGGCCUUGCCCUGGAAAUAAGGAGCCUCUAGCAUGGGCCCUGCAUGCUAAUAAAUGCUUCUUCAGAAAUG
Molecule: messenger RNA, 781 nt
Organism: Rhinopithecus roxellana (golden snub-nosed monkey)
Lineage: Eukaryota; Metazoa; Chordata; Mammalia; Primates; Cercopithecidae
Gene: TMEM205
Product: transmembrane protein 205
Exons: 4
Coding region: 161-742 (193 amino acids)
Source: RefSeq, a predicted model, not a curated record